Paramecium sonneborni is the source of this 741-nucleotide messenger RNA. The record is from the annotation of a GenBank genome assembly. NCBI's taxonomy places the organism in Eukaryota, Ciliophora, Oligohymenophorea, Peniculida, Parameciidae.
AUGGAGUUAAAUGCAUAAUAGUUGUCUGAAAUUAAACAAGAACUCAAGAAAUUUUCUUAAAUGCAUAUUUCAAAAUCUUAUAAAUUGAUUACUUAAAUUUAUAAGAGUGAUAUUGAAACUUAAGCUUUAAUUGAUAGUCAAGUAACAAAAAGCAUGGUACGUAUUGGCCAAAAAAAAUAUACAGAAGAUGAUGAGGAGAAAUAUACCAAGGCUAUAAAAAUAUGUAGAAAAUUAGUAAAAUAAUGGAAAUAAUUAAUUUUAACAAAUGAUCAAGCCGCCACUGAUGAUAUUAAAAAAGAUGAACAUUUGAAAAAUGUUUAAAAAAAUAUCUAAAAAUAAAAAUAAGUAAAACCUGAGGAACCUAUAAUUUAAAAAAAAGUAAAAUAAGAGCAAGAGAAAAAAGAUAUUAAACCAAUUUAGCAAAAAAAUGGAAAUUCACUCAAUACAAAGAUCUAAAAUAAUGAUAGUUAAAAUGGAAUUGGUGAACCAGUAGAUGAUGAUAAAAGAAAAAAAGCAAUUGAAGGCCUAAAGAAAUAUUUCUUAUAGUAGACAGAUAAUGAAUAUGCGGAAUGGUCUAAAAAAAUUGAAUAAACAAUUUAUGAUCUUUACAAAUAAUCUGUAUAGAAUUACAUGGAUAAAGUUAAAUCAGUUGUUAAAUUGAUUGAUAGAAAUGCGGAAUUCAGAAAUAGAUUAUUAAAUGGUGAAUACGAUCUUGUGUCUGAAAUUAAAAAAUUAAAAUGA